UAAUCGAUGGGAAGGGGAAGAAAAAUGCGAAUAAGAAUUAAUUAAUCAGCGUCCAAAAGACGACAGGAGACUUCGGCCGUGGUUUGUUCGAAGGCACCUUGUUGCCCUUAUGCUGGACUGACUGUAAUUUAGGUGUGGACGCUUGAAAAAGACAGAUGAAGAAAAACAAGCUGGGACUGACUCUUCCGCCAUCGGUGGCUGAGCCUCAAAGUGAUGCUAACGAUAAGUCCAACACUGGCGCUGCCAAUGUGGAGUCCUUGCAGAAGAAGCUACAGGAACUGGACAUUGAUGAGCAGCAGAAGCAGAGAUUGGAGCAGUUUCUCACCCAGAAAAAGAAAGUGCGAGAACUGUCAGCAGAGGACAUGGACAAGUUAGGAGAGCUGGGGGCAGGGAAUGGGGGCGUGGUCACCAAGGUGUCCCACCGCCCUUCAGGACUUAUUAUGGCCAGGAAGCUAAUCCACCUGGAGAUCAAACCUGCAGUAAGAAACCAGAUCAUACGAGAAUUGCAGGUGCUACAUACCUGUAACUCCCCCUACAUUGUGGGCUACUACGGGGCUUUCUACAGCGACGGCGAGAUCAGCAUUUGUAUGGAGUACAUGGAUGGAGGGUCUUUAGAUCUAAUAUUGAAGAAAGCUGGUCGAUUACCUGAACAAAUUUUGGGGAAAAUCUCAAUUGCUGUGUUGAAAGGCUUAACUUACCUGAGAGAGAAACACCAGAUAAUGCACAGAGAUGUCAAACCAUCCAAUAUUUUAGUGAACUCUAGGGGUGAGAUAAAGAUCUGUGAUUUUGGUGUCAGCGGACAACUCAUCGAUUCCAUGGCAAACUCUUUUGUGGGGACAAGAUCCUACAUGUCGCCGGAGAGGUUGCAGGGCUCACACUACUCUGUCCAGUCUGACAUCUGGAGCAUGGGGCUUUCCCUGGUGGAACUGGCUAUUGGGCGUUACCCUAUCCCACCCCCAGAGCCCGAUGAUCUGCAGAGUAUAUUUGAGGAUGGCUGUAACACGCUUGAGGAUCACAUGGAAGCUGCCAAAACCGGAAAACUUUUGAAAGGUAGUCGUGGUGAAAUGGUUAACCAUACUUCAGCUUGGAAGCGUAUCUUUCUGUUUACCUCAGUUGCCCAUAUACAUGAGGUUAAGUGUUUUGUGACUGUAUUCGACUUUUUGCUGUUCUGUUUUAAGUAUUUUACUCAGUCAAAUUAUUCCAUGUCAAAUGUAUUGUAGUAAAUCUUUAUUUGAAGAAUAUUUUUGUUGAACGUAUGUUUAACUAUAUAUGUAUACACAUAUACCAGUUUGUAUUGCUACACAGUACAUGUAUGUAUUGAUCAAAGAUUGAUCUCAACAGAUGGAUGGAGACUGCUGAAGUCCAAUUAUACAUUGACAGGCUGUUUUUGUUUUACAUGUGGUUUGCUUUACAAAUUUAGGGAUAUCACUCAUCUAACCCUCAGGUGCCUGAGUGGAUCGAAGAAUCUCCCAGUUUGGAAAUGGUUACAAGUAUUAUGAUUGAGGUUUUUUUUCUUUCCAGCAGAUUUAUAAUACAGUGAUACCAAUGAUGAAACUGAAAAUUAGAUUCCUGGUGAUAAAUUGUCCCAUGGGCAACCUCAUAUUUGUCUACCAAACUCUCUGUUCACAACAUGCACUACUUUCCAGGUUGGAUGAGACACGUGUGUACAGAACUCCUCCUCACAACAUGGUGCCUGUAUACACAUGUAUGAUAGGCCCCUGGGUAAAAUGUUCAACAUUACAUAUUAAUUAUCUUCCCGUAAUGGUAUCAGCAUUUCAGGAGUCUCAUGAUUGGCAGAGACAGGGUGGGGGAUCUUGCAAACUAACACGACUAAAAGACGUGCCUUUAUA
Messenger RNA from Liolophura sinensis, 1850 nucleotides. Its product is annotated as dual specificity mitogen-activated protein kinase kinase 1-like. Bases 156 to 1220 code for a protein of 354 amino acids. Gene Ontology annotation, molecular function: ATP binding; protein kinase activity. Lineage: Eukaryota; Metazoa; Mollusca; Polyplacophora; Chitonida; Chitonidae. The transcript is spliced from 7 exons. Gene Ontology annotation, biological process: protein phosphorylation. The record is from RefSeq and is a predicted model, not a curated record.